AUGCAUGUGACAUCACACGACGGGGCUGAGUACUUCUCUACGGUUCAAUCUCUGCUGCACCUUCAAGCCACAGUCUCCUCGCCAUCACGAUUGAGAGUACCCAUCGGCAUCUUUGGCAUCAGUGGAGCCUUUCACCUUCGGAACGAUGCGCAAGCUCAGACGCCGGCACUGCUUCCUUCGGCGACACCUACUCGAGAAGAUCCGAUCUUCACUUACGAGCGCUUCAGCUUCACCAGACUACUCGCAAGCGCAGUCACCGCUCUUCCGUCUGCCCGCCGAGCUCCGCCUCUAGAUCUACUCACUUCACCAGUCGACAUCAUCUCGAAAGUGUGGCAAUUACCAAAGCGGAGCCUCCAGAUUCACCCCGAAGCAGCCAUUCCUCAGCCUGCCAUCUCUUUGGUGAAAACAUGCCACCGCAUCCGCGACGAUUUAGGCGACCCCGUCAAUCUCUUCUUCGAGAGCACCGAGUUCAGCUUCACCACCCUCGACGUAGCCAAGCGAUACCUCUCGAGCGUCCCGACAAAGUACCGUGAGCUCGUUCGAGGCGUCAAGUUCAAAGUGUCGCGCAGAUACCUGCGGGUGAAAGACCACUACGGUAUGAACAAUGGCUGCAGGCACAUUGGCUGGCAUAUCGAUCCGAACAUCAGGCCCGGCACCUUCCUGAUCGAGUUCCCGCGCAUAGACUACCUCAUCUUCGACUUCUCUGCAAUGCCACGAGCGGAAAAGCCCCCCUUCCACUGGCGGCUAGGCCUGAUGCAUGCCGUGGAGUCGCGCCAGCGCGAAGUCGACCUCAAGAUGCGAGUCAGACACAUGGACCGCCGUCUUAGACUGUGGGAUAUCCCUUCACCUUUCCGGCUGGGCGAGGAUGUGGCAAAUUAUGUCCCAAUCAAGGAGAACUGGGCUGAAGUCAUGGCGAUCUGA
Molecule: messenger RNA, 921 nt
Organism: Saxophila tyrrhenica
Lineage: Eukaryota; Fungi; Ascomycota; Dothideomycetes; Mycosphaerellales; Extremaceae
Exons: 3
Coding region: 1-921 (306 amino acids)
Source: RefSeq, a predicted model, not a curated record